GGGCAGCCGCGACCUGCGCAGUGGCCGCGGAUGCAAAGCCGCGCAGCCUGCGUUUCCAGCCGGGCCCCUUUCGCGGCCGGGAGCCGGACAUGGCCGCCCCCAGCGCUGCGGGCCCGGGAGCCUCCACGCCUUCGCGUUCCUGACAGCGCCCGGCUUCUGCGCGCCCCGGGCUGUCUCCGCAGACAUGUUCGCCAAGGCCUUUCGGGUCAAGUCCAACACGGCCAUCAAGGGGUCGGACAGGAGAAAGCUUAGAGCUGAUGUGACAGCUGCCUUCACCACCCUUGGAACAGAUCAGGUCUCUGAGUUAAUACCUGGAAAGGAGGAGCUCAACAUUGUGAAGUUGUACUCUCACAAAGGCGAUACGGUGACUGUGUAUGCCAGUGGUGGCAACCCUAUCCUGUUUGAACUGGAGAAAAAUCUGUAUCCUACAGUGUACACACUAUGGUCCUAUCCGGAUCUUCUGCCGACCUUCACAACAUGGCCUCUGGUCCUUGAAAAACUGGUAGGGGGAGCAGAUUUGAUGCUGCCAGGACUAGUGGUGCCCCCUGCUGGUCUGCCUCAGGUACAGAAGGGCGACCUCUGUGCCAUUGCCUUGGUGGGGAACAGAGCCCCUGUAGCGAUUGGAGUGGCUGCCCUGUCCACCACUGAGAUGCUGGCUGCGGGCCUGAAGGGAAGGGGCUUCUUGGUGCUACACACUUACCAGGACCACCUGUGGCAAUCUGGAGACAAGUCCUCUCCACCAUCCAUUGCUCCAUCGGUGCAGGAUACCACCGAUGUCAGUGAAGAGAAGGUGCAGGAAGACAUGAAGGGCCUGGCCUUGCAGGGAGCAGAAGAUGGGAAAGGGGAGGCCAAUCAGGCAGAUGGGGAAAAGUCCCUCCCAGAAACCUCAGAAGAUGGCAGCGCUCAGGACCUGAGCCCAGGCCCCACUGAUGGCAAAUCGAAGCAAGAGCAAAUGGAUGACCUGUUACAGCAGUGCUUCCUGCAGGCCUUGAAGUGCCGAGUCAAAAAGGCUGACCUCCCGCUCCUCACAAGCACGUUCCUUGGCAGCCACAUGUUCUCCUGCUGCCCUGAAGGACAACAGCUGGACAUAAAGAAAUCGAGCUAUAAAAAGCUCUCUAAGUUCCUGCAGCACAUGCAACAGGAGGAGAUUGUACAGGUGAAGGAGCUGAGCAGAGGAGUGGAGAGCAUUGUGGCUGUGGACUGGAAGCAUCCGAGGAUCACAUCUUUCAUCAUCCCUGAGCCCUCCCUGACCUCACAGACUGUGCAGGAAGGUAGCAGGGAACAGCCGUAUCACCCUCCAGAUAUAAAAGCCCUUUACUGUGUCCCUGCCAGCAUGACCCUGCUCUUCCAACAGUCUGGCUACAAGAAGGGGAGCACUCUCGAAGCCAGUGAGGUCCGAGCAAGCGUCAUUGACUAUGCCAAGAAAAAUGACCUGGUGGAUGCGAACAACAAGAAUCUAGUGAAAUUGGAUCCCAUCCUAUGUGACUGUAUCCUAGAGAAAAAUGAACAGCACACAGUCAUGAAGCUUCCGUGGGACAGGCUCUUGAGCAGAUGUCUUGAAAAACUGCAGCCUGCCCAUCAAGUGACCUUUGCUGGACAGGAGCCCAUUGUGAAGAAAGGGAAAAUUUGUCCCAUUGACAUCACCUUAGGACAGAGGGCUUAUAAUAAAAAGGUGACUGUGGUCAGAAACUUAGAGGCCUACGGUCUAGAUCCAUUUUCAGUGGCCACCAUCCUCCAGCAGCGAUGCCAGGCCAGCACCACUGUCACUCCUGUCUCUCAAGCCAAGGACAGUCUGCAGGUGCAGAUUCAGGGCAACCAGAUCCACCACCUGGGCCAGCUGCUGCUUGAAGAGUACAGGCUUCCGCGAAGAUACAUCCAAGGCCUGGAAAAGGCGCCCAAGCCUGGCAAGAAGUGACCGACUCGUUUUAGGUGGUGGAUUCCCCGGAAAUCCAGAUUCUGGGUUGGUAAUUUAUGAGCAUUUUCAGCUUUUGCAAAUUAAAAAUAUAAUUCUUUACCAAAAAUUUUUAUUGUAAUCUAAA
Molecule: messenger RNA, 2039 nt
Organism: Octodon degus (degu)
Lineage: Eukaryota; Metazoa; Chordata; Mammalia; Rodentia; Octodontidae
Gene: Eif2d
Product: eukaryotic translation initiation factor 2D
Exons: 15
Coding region: 185-1915 (576 amino acids)
Biological process (GO): translational initiation; formation of translation preinitiation complex
Molecular function (GO): translation initiation factor activity; RNA binding
Source: RefSeq, a predicted model, not a curated record